AUGGCUGAUAAUCAAAAAAUUACGGUCCAGCAUGUGUUCCGUUUCAUUCCGAAUGUGAUUGGAUAUAUCAGGGUCUUAACUGCAUUUCUAUCGUUUCUUACUAUGAAAAAUCACCCUGUGUGGACACUGGUUCUUUAUGGGAUAUCAGGGUUUCUCGACGCUUUCGAUGGGUACGCCGCCAGAAAAUUUGACCAAGGUACCAGAUUUGGUGCUGUACUAGAUAUGGUUACCGAUAGAUGCGCCACAUCAUCAUUGAUAUGCUACCUAUGCGUAAUAUACCCACAGUAUUGUGUCAUGUGGCAACUCCUUGUUUCGUUGGAUUUGUCAUCUCACUACAUGCAUAUGUAUGCCAUGUUAUCCUCGGGAUCCACCUCUCAUAAGAAUGUUGGUGAAAAAUCAAAGCUUUUGAAUUUAUAUUACACAAACAGAAAGGUUUUGUUUUUUGUUUGCUUGGUAAACGAGUUGUUCUAUAUGGCAACUUAUUUGCAUUAUUACAAUUUUUUCUGGAUGGGCACUUGCUUGGGCUGGGUGAGCGCCCCGAUCUGGAUUUUUAAGCAGAUCGCAAACGUUGUGCAAUUGAAAAAUGCCGCUUUGAUAUUGGCCGAAAAAGAUGCAUUAGAAAGAUCGACAAAAGCCAACUAA
Messenger RNA from Metschnikowia bicuspidata var. bicuspidata NRRL YB-4993, 642 nucleotides. RefSeq names its product CDP-diacylglycerol--inositol 3-phosphatidyltransferase. NCBI's taxonomy places the organism in Eukaryota, Fungi, Ascomycota, Pichiomycetes, Serinales, Metschnikowiaceae. The record is from RefSeq and is a predicted model, not a curated record. The transcript has a single exon. Gene Ontology annotation, cellular component: membrane; Golgi apparatus. Gene Ontology annotation, biological process: phosphatidylinositol biosynthetic process. Gene Ontology annotation, molecular function: CDP-diacylglycerol-inositol 3-phosphatidyltransferase activity. Bases 1 to 642 code for a protein of 213 amino acids.